CGCUCGGUGUCGGCCCCGGAGCUGGCGCCGCCCGCAGCCUCCCGCCGGCUUCUGCCUAUUUUAGUCACAGCGGCGGCUCGGUAGCUGUAGGGGGGACGUAGUGCUGGUGGUGCCGGGAGCGGCGACGAGCAGCACACUGAGUCUGUUCUGUUCGGACGCGGCGUCCGCCGGGCGACCGGGAAACUUUUCCGAGGGCGUGGGCAGGGGCACGGGGCAGGUAGACCAAGUGGCUUCCCUGAAAGUCUUGCAACCUUGUCGUAACUUGGCAGCCUGACCAUCUCCCUUUCUCAUUUGGUGGCACCUGAUCAACUAGAAGGAGAAGUGGAAUCUCCGCAAUGAAUACUACAGCAAUGAGCCCACUCACUGUUACUCCACUAAGUUUUAUUCCAGACUUAAAAAAUGCCACCCUUGUGCCUUUCAAUGAGACUGCAUGUGAAAACUGGAAAGAGAUUCAUCAUCUUGUUUUUCACGUGGCAAACAUUUGCUUUGCAAUUGGACUGGUUAUUCCAACCACUCUGAACCUUCAUAUGAUUUUUCUGCGAGGCCUGCUCACCAUAGGAUGUGCUUUGUUCAUCAUUUGGGCUACCCUCUACCGUUGUGCCUUGGACAUAAUGAUCUGGAAUUCUGUGUUUUUGGUUGUCAACCUUUUACAUUUCAUAUACCUAGUGUAUAAGAGAAGACCGAUCAAGAUAGAGAAGGAGCUUAGCAGCCUCUACAAGAGAACAUUUGAACCUCUCCAUGUGCCUCCAGAGCUCUUCCAAAGACUAACUGGACAAUUCUGCAACAUUCAAACUUUAAAGACAGGUCAAGCCUAUGCUGCAGAAGAUAAAACAUCAGUUGAUGAUAGGCUAAGCAUCCUGCUGAAGGGGAAAAUGAAGGUGUCUUAUCGUGGGCAUUUUCUGCAUAAUAUUUACCCCUGUGCCUUUAUAGAUUCUCCUGAAUUUCGAUCAACACAGAUGAACCGGGGUGAGAAAUUCCAGGUCACGAUUGUUGCAGAUGAUAACUGCAAGUUCCUGUGCUGGUCCAGGGAAAGGCUGACUUAUUUUCUGGAAUCUGAGCCAUUUCUUUAUGAGAUCUUUAAGUAUCUUAUUGGCAAAGAUAUUACAAAUAAACUCUAUUCAUUGAAUGACCCAACCUUAAAUGACAAGGCUUCAAAAAAGAUUGAUCGACAGCCUAGUCUGUGCUCACAGCUCUCUGUGAUGCAGAUGAGAAACAGCAUGGCCAGUACCAGUGACAGCGAGGAUGGCUUGCAAAUGUUUCUUCGCGGUACUUCCUCUGCAUCCUCUCUUCUUCUCAUCCAGGAACUCCUUCAGACUUGGCGGGCCUCUCUGUUUUCAGUCCUUAACAUUGGUAUAGUCUGCAUGCCCAGAUAGGUGGAAGCAAAAACCCUACUAGAAAGUUGAGGGUGACAGCUGGGAUAUAGUUUGAAAAUUCCACUGUUGUUUUCUUUAUUUCUGGUCUGUUCCCUGAAAGGACAUUUAGAGUCACAAAACAGUUGAGGUUGGGAGGAACUUCUGGAGAUCACCUAGUCCAACCCCAUGUUCAAAGCAGGGUCAGCUAAAGCAGGUUGCUCAGGGCCAUGUCCAGUCAAGCUUUGAAUAAUACCAAGGUGGAGGAUUUCACAACCUCUUUGGGCAACCUGUUCCAGGGCCUUGCCACCCUCAUGGUGAAAGAGUUUUCCCUUACUGUAACUCAUGACUGUUGUCCUUUGUUCUUUAGUGCAUGCCUCCGAGAAGAGUCUGGCUCUGUCUUCUUUAUACCCUUCCGUUAGGUAGCUGAAGACAACACUAAGAUCCCCUGAGAACCUUCUGUUCGUAUGGCUGAACACACCCAGUUCUUGCAGCCUCUCCAUGUACGUCAUGUGCACCAGCCCCUGACCAUCUUGGUUGCUCUCCACUGCACUCACUCCAGUAUGUCCAUGCCUUUCUUGUACAGGGAAACCCAAAACUGGACACAGCACUCCAGAUCCUGUCUCACAAGUGCCAAACAGAGGAAUUAAUCACUUUCAUUGACCUGCUGGCUAUGCUUUUGCUAAUAUGGCUCAAUAUCUGGAUGGCCUCCUUCGCUGCAGGGGCACUCUGCUGAUUCAUAUUCCAUUUUGUGUCCACCAGGACUGCCAGGUCUGUUUCUGCAAAUCUGCUUUCCAACCAGCUGAUGUCCGGCCUGUACUGCUGUGUAGGUUUUUUGUGUCCCAGGUGCAGGAAAUUGCUUUUGUUGAACUCGUCAUGGUUUCUGUCAGUUCUUUUCUCCAGCCUCUGAAGGCCCAUUCUGACUAGUUGCCCUACCCUCUGGCCUAUCAACAGUUUCCCUCACUACUUGGCUGUUGUCUAUGAACUUGGUGGGAGUACAGUCCAUCCCAUCAUCCAGGUCAUUAAUAUAUUGAGCGCUACAGGCCUUGGUAUUUGCCCUCAAGAGACACUGUUGGUAACCAAUGGCCAGCUCAGUUUUUUACUGCUGCUCACUGCCCUAUGAACUCCACAGUCCAGUGAAUUUUUCACCCAAGCUGUAGUCCAUGUAUCCAGUCCCUUUCUCACCCAUUCGAAUAGAAGGAUUCUAAGGCAGGCUGUGGAGGGCCAUGCUACAGUCCGGGUAAACAACAUCCACAGUACUCCCUUCAUCCACAGAGCUCGUCAUCUCACCACAGAAGGUGGUCAGACUGGUCAGGCACAAUCUCCCCAUGGUACAUCCAUGGUGGCUGUUCUCAGUCACCUUCCUGUCCUUCAUGUGCUUGAAUAUGGCUUCCAGGAAGAUGUAGUCCAUAAUCUUCCUGGGGACUGAGGUUAGGUUGAUAGGCCAAUAGUUACGUGGAUCCUUCUCCUUGCCCUUUUUGAAAAUUGCUGUGACAUUUAAUUUUUUUUCUCUCAUGUGACUGCCAUGAUCUUUCCAAGAUGAUAGAGAGAGGUCUUGCAGUUGCAUCAGCAAACCCUCAGCACACUUGCAUGCACUGCAUGUGAUUCCAGUCUUGUGUUUGCCCUGUUAACUUAAGUGGUCUUUAACUCAGUCCACCUUUCCUGUAAGUCAGGUAUAACUCUCCAAGUCUCUACCACUAGACUCAGAGAACUGGGAGGCCUCAGGACAAACCUCUAAAGUAAAACCUGAGGCAAAAAAGGUAUGGAGUACCUUUUCCAUGUCCUUUGUCCCUAGGUCUUGUGCCCAACUGACCCAUGGCCUUACAGUUUUCCUCGUCUUCCUUUUGCUGUUGGUGUAUUUGUAGAAGCCCUUCAUGUUGGCCUUCAUUAGUUCCAGGUCCAGCUGAGCUUUGGCUUUCCUAAUUCCAUCCCUGCAUGCUUGGGCCAUGUUUCUGUAUUUGUCCCAGGCUCAUCCAUGCUUCCACUUUGUGUGUCUUUGAGCUCUGUCAGGACUUUCCCCUUCAUCUAUGCCAGCCUUCUACCACGCUUGCUGAACUUUCUGUACACUGGAAUGGACUGUCCUUGUGUUUUGAGGAAGGUAUGCAUGAAGAUCAACCAUCUCUCCCUUGCAGGCCAUAUCCCAUGUGUUCCUGCUAAGUAGAUCCCGUAGCAAGCCACAAUCCCCUGUCCUCAGGUCCAGGGUUGUAACUCUACUAUUUGUCUUGCACAGUUCUCAGUAUCUUAAACUCCACCAACUCCUGGUCACUGCAGCUGAAGUUACCAUAAGCUUUCAGCUCCCUGAUGAGUUCUUCCUUGUUCAUCAGUGACAGGUCCAGCAGAGCACCAUCCCUAGUUGGCUCAUCGAUCACUUCCGUGAAGAAAUUAUCUACUACACUCUUCAGAAAUCUCCUGGACUGCUUGUGCCCAGCCCUGUUGCCUUUCCGUCAGAUACUGGGGUAGUUAAAGUUCCCCACGACCACCAAGGCCUGAGAUCAUGAGGCUUCAUCCAGUUGUCUAAAGAAGGCUUUCAUCUACUUGCUCUUCUUGAUCAGGCAGCCUGUAGCAGAUAGCUGCCACGAAGUCUCCUGUGUUGGUCUGUUCUCUGAUAUUAAUCAAUAAGCUCUCAACUGGCUUUUCACCUGUUCCAUGGCAAAGCUCCCUGAAGCUGAAGCCAUUCCUUUGUGUAGAGUGCCCUUGGACAAGUUCGCACACUCAGAAGCCUGAAAGAAAUUGUGAAACUGUGUUUGUGCUAUUAGCUAGAAUUAAAAAUCUCUUUCAGGCUUAGCAGCAAAACACUUAUACCAGUAUUUCAGCUUUGGGAGAAAGUAAUCUAAAUGCAUAACAUGUUCAGCUGUAAUUACAUUAAUCCUUAAGAUACAUCUGUACUUAGAAUAUACUUGAUAAAUACACUUUUCUCUGUUGUACUUUUUCUUGGUUUGUGUACCGUAUUUUCUGGUGUGCUUUUCCCAAAAGAGGGGGUUAAAUGUCUUUUGUGUUCCAAAAUUGCUCAGCACAACAGCAGCGGGUGUAGCUGAUACUGCCAGGGCCACCAUCACACUGGCAACAGCAGGUGUGGCAGCAGCAUCCCCAGCCCAAUACUUCCCUUACUCUUGAGGAGGCAGAGGGGUCACCCAUGCGGAAGUGUAUCGUACACCUCAGGAAAUACCACCAUUUAUUUCUCCUUUACCUUUUGGUUAAUCUGAAAUUUCUGACUUCUAUAAAAGGUUGAUAAAAAAUCUCAGUGCAAGAUUAUUUACCUCGCUAAACUGUAACACUUCAAUCUUUCUUUUUGCCGAAAUAGCUUGUUAAUUAUUCCUGGGUACUGGCAUUGCCAGUGAGGGGUUUGCUACCAAGGUGAGCUCUGCUUAAAGAUUUGUAUUCAAUGUGGAUUGUGGCCAUGUAUGCACUUUUUCUCAGAUCACAGGCAAAACUGAACAAAAAGCCUGCCAAUUACCUUACCACUGUUGUGUUUUAAAAACAUUCACCCGGGUGCUCUCAGUGCAGUAGUCAGUCUUUUUUGGGGGUCUGUUUUUUAAGAUUUAGUAGAGGUACAUACUAAGGCAUAUAGUGUCCCAGUGCUAUUCCUUUGGAUCUUCCUCUGCAAUCCUGUAUUUGUUCAGUUAAAAACAAACAAAAUCCAAAAAACCCCAGAAGAUUUAGUGAUGAACAUAUGGAAGUGACAAUCUCUCUCUUUCUUUUUUUUUUUAUUAGAAGGAGAAAUUAAUAAGAUAAACUUAUUUGCACAGGAGCUCUACAGGGAUACUGUCUUGUCAUUGCUAAGUGAUCGAGUGUUCUGUGGACAAAAGCUUCCCAUUACAAAUACGAUAUUUGACUACCACAAUACAAAUAAGUCUUAUACUCCUCAUUUCCAUAUUCUUUAAAAACUGGGCAUUUAUAUUUUUGUAUAAUCCAAAUUUUUUAUUGUUUUUAUCUGUGCUAUGAACUGAGCUUUGGCUCAUUUUCUAAAUAAAUGGAUAUGAAGUUUUUUUCUAAGUGUUUAGUAGUGAAAGAGUGAAAAAUACUAAUUACUAGGCCCCAAACUAUGAUUACUAACAAAACUGUGUUUUGAAUUUAAUUAACCGAGAAACCCAACUAACUGUUUGCUUUUAUAUUAAGGAAAUAACCAACAAGAGUUCUAUAAUGCUUACGGAGUGAGUCGUUUGCAGCAUGAUGUUUUCUGUUGAUAACA
Columba livia (rock pigeon) is the source of this 5538-nucleotide messenger RNA. It is a transcript of the gene POPDC1, whose product is annotated as blood vessel epicardial substance. NCBI's taxonomy places the organism in Eukaryota, Metazoa, Chordata, Aves, Columbiformes, Columbidae. The record is from RefSeq and is a predicted model, not a curated record. Bases 336 to 1373 code for a protein of 345 amino acids. Gene Ontology annotation, cellular component: sarcolemma. Gene Ontology annotation, biological process: skeletal muscle tissue development; regulation of membrane potential; striated muscle cell differentiation. Gene Ontology annotation, molecular function: cAMP binding. The transcript has 9 exons.